AUGGCGUGGUGGUGCUGGGCCCGUGCUCGGGGCCCGCGGCCGCACAGACUGACAGCGCUGCUGGAGCAGCGGCAGAGCUUUCGCCGGGCGCGGCCGCGGCCCGAGGAGCCUCCUGAAGCCGCCGCUGCCGAGGCGCGUCCCGGCCCGUCGGCCCCGCGUCGCAGCCUCUGCCCGCCGCCUCCGCCGACCAGCGCUGGCCGUCCCUCGCCGGGCCGCCUAGUAAAGCCGUUCCUCUUCGCGGUGGGGUUCACAGGCUCUGCCUUUGGAUCUGCUGCCAUCUGGCAGUAUGAAUCGCUCAAGUCUCGGGUCCAGACCUAUUUUGAGGAAGCUCGAGCAGACUGGUUGGAUAAAAUACGGCCACAGAAGAGAGGAGACUUCAGAAAGCAGGUUAACAGCUGGUGGAAUAACCUGACUGAGGGUCAGCGGACUGUGACAGGCAUUAUAGCUGCAAAUGUCUUUGUAUUCUGUUUAUGGAGGCUGCCUGGCAUGCGACGGAUUAUGUUUACAUAUUUCACCUCAGAUCCAUCCUCCAGAGCCCUGUGUUCUCCCAUGCUGCUCUCUACAUUCAGUCACUUCUCUCUCUUCCACAUGGCAGCAAAUAUGUAUGUUUUAUGGAGCUUUUCCAGCAGCGUUGUCUCUCUUUUGGGGUGUGAGCAGUUCAUUGCAGUGUAUCUUUCUGCUGGGGUUAUCUCCUCUUUUGUCAGUUAUGUUGCUAAAAUGGCCACUGGAAGGUUUGAACCAUCCCUUGGAGCUUCAGGAGCUAUAAUGACUGUCCUUGCAGCUGUAUGCACAAAGAUGCCAGAAGCAAAACUAGCCAUCAUAUUUCUUCCAAUGGUCACAUUUACAGCAGGAAGUGCUUUAAAAGCAAUAAUUGCAUUUGACACUGCAGGGCUUGCUUUAGGCUGGAAACUUUUUGACCAUGCUGCACAUCUUGGGGGAGCUCUCUUUGGAAUGUGGUACGUGACAUAUGGCCAUGAGCUCAUCUGGAAGAACAGAGAACCACUGGUGAAAGCUUGGCAUGAAAUGAGGAUGAAGAACACAGGGAAGGGCGGGAGAUCUAACUGAUUCUGAUCUGAGAUAUACCUUCUGCCCAAGUGGUAUAUUACUUGAAGACAUGGGAUUGAAGUGGUUUGAAGGUCUUUUUGCUACUCCACGUUAGGCCUCUGAAGAGGUGAGGUUUCUAGUGUACAGUUACAAAAACUGCCAUCGGUAGAAAGUGAACUCUGAGGUGGAACAAUAAAGGU
Indicator indicator is the source of this 1244-nucleotide messenger RNA. It is a transcript of the gene PARL, whose product is annotated as presenilin associated rhomboid like. The transcript is spliced from 10 exons. The record is from RefSeq and is a predicted model, not a curated record. Gene Ontology annotation, molecular function: serine-type endopeptidase activity. The coding region runs from base 1 to 1065 and encodes 354 amino acids. Lineage: Eukaryota; Metazoa; Chordata; Aves; Piciformes; Indicatoridae. Gene Ontology annotation, cellular component: membrane.